AUGUCCACUUUCUUCAAGGCAGAGUCGCCUAAGGACUUGGGCUCUGACCCUUCAUCGGCAUCGGCGUCGGACUCGGAUGCCCUCUCGCAGAAGAGUAGAGGGAAAUCCUCCCAGGCGGCUAGUGAGAAGGGGAGUCAACAUGAGAGACAGGAGAAUUCCUCCAAGGAAGCUGUUCAGGACUUGAAUAAGGAGGCUCAGAGUGCUUCGACCGAUAAUGUUUCCGCCUCGAGCAAUCAGAGUGACAAUGGAGAUGCACAGGCUCCCCAAGAUGAUCAGGAAUAUCCCUCGUCCUGGAGACUGACCCUGAUCACCAUUGCAUUGUGCCUGUGUGUGUUCUGUGUGGCUCUGGACAAUACCAUCAUCGCCACCGCCAUCCCCAAGAUCACCGACCAGUUCAACUCCCUCAAUGAUGUAGGCUGGUACGGAAGCGCCUACCUGCUAACCACCUGCUCCGUGACCCUGAUGUUUGGCAAGCUCUACACCUUCUACUCCACCAAGUGGAUCUACCUGUUGGCCCUGUCCAUUUUCGAGGUCGGCUCGCUGGUCUGCGGCGUGACCCCCAGCUCGAUCGGCUUGAUCUGUGGCCGGGCCAUUGCUGGUCUGGGUGCGGCGGGUUUGUUCUCCGGUUCCAUACUCAUCAUUAGCCAGAGUGUGCCGCUCGCUAAGCGGCCUAUGUAUACGGGACUCGUGGGGUCGAUGUUUGGUAUUGCGAGUAAUGGGCGGCGCCUUUACCGACCAUCUGACCUGGCGGUGGUGCUUCUAUAUCAACCUACCCAUCGGCGCAAUCACCUUUUUUUCGUGCUGGUCUUCUUCAAGGCUCCCCGUGCCAUCAAGAAGAAGAACGAUCUCCCCUGGCAACAACAGCUGGCGCAAUUUGACCUGCUUGGCUCCAUCUUCUUCCUCCCCUCCGUCAUCAGCCUGCUACUCGCCCUCCAAUGGGGCGGCACCAAGUACGACUGGAACGACCCGCGCAUCAUCGCGCUGUUCUGUGUGUUUGGCGUCGGCAUCCUCAUCUUCGUCGGCAUCCAGUACUGGGGCGGCGAUCGGGCUACUGUGCCCGUGCGGCUGAUCAAGAACCGGAAUAUCUGGGGCGCCGCAUGGUAUGCCUUGGCCAUUGGCGCGGCCUUCUUCGUUAUUACCUACUAUCUCCCCAUCUGGUUUCAAGCCAUUAAAGGCGCCACGGCCAUGAAAUCCGGCAUCAUGAACCUGCCACUGAUCAUCUCCGUCGUGGUCGUCUCCAUUCUCGCCGGUGGCCUGGUGACAGCAUGCGGCUACUACACGCCGUUCAUGCUCGCCUCGUCCGUCAUCAUGACCAUCGGCGCUGGCCUCCUCACAACCCUAGAAACAAACUCCAACCACUCCAAGUGGAUCGGAUACCAGGCGCUAUUCGGUAUCGGGCUCGGUCUGGGCAUGCAGCAGCCCAUGCUGGUUGCCCAGACAGCACUCAAACGCGAAGACGUCCCCAGCGGCACGGCGAUUGUCAUGUUUGCGCAGACGCUCGGUGGCGCCGUGUUUGUUUCGGUGGCGCAGAAUGUCUUCCAGAAUCAGCUCGUGCAUAACCUGCGCGAGUAUGCGCCUGAGGUCGAUGCUAGCCGUCUCCUCAAAGUUGGCGCGACCAUGAUCCGCACUAUCGUGCCUGGUCCAUUCUUGCACCAGGUUCUGAGCGCGUAUAACGAUGCUGUCACCCAGACCUUUUAUGUUGCUGUCAGCAUGGGUGCUCUGUCCCUCGUCGGGCCGAUCUUCAUCGAGUGGAUCUCCGUCAAGGGCAAGAAGCCCGAGGUGGUCGCUGUCUAA
Messenger RNA from Penicillium lagena, 1794 nucleotides. RefSeq names its product MDR family MFS transporter. The coding region runs from base 1 to 1794 and encodes 597 amino acids. The transcript is spliced from 4 exons. Gene Ontology annotation, molecular function: transmembrane transporter activity. The record is from RefSeq and is a predicted model, not a curated record. Gene Ontology annotation, biological process: transmembrane transport. NCBI's taxonomy places the organism in Eukaryota, Fungi, Ascomycota, Eurotiomycetes, Eurotiales, Aspergillaceae.